GGCAAUGGGAAGGCUCUGCACUCUCCCGGCCAGGGCCCGAGAAGGACUUUAUUUAAAGAAAGGGUCCAGGAAAUGACCCCAACCAGCUCAGUCUGGAGCAGAUUCUCCCCAGCAUCUCAUGGCUGGUGUCACUUGGGGCAGAAGCAUCCCCGCUACGGGUCUGUCCCACACCAGGCACCUUCAUCCUGGGAAGUGAUCAUGGGGAAAGGAUUCCUUCCUAGGACUUGAUUCCACCAAGGAUCUCCCAGUAUGUUUAAAAAUACUUCUUUUUACAUUUUGGAAAAAAAAAAAAAAGAGAAUGAUGGGUGUUUCGUUGCUGGGGAGCAGGAGCUGAAAGCUCGGGCUUGGGGGUGGCUGCGGGCGGGCGGCAGGGAAAAUGCACGGGAGCCCCCUUCCCUGCGGCCAUCUGCAGGGGGUCAUGGGGAUCAUUAGCCCCGGGACUCAUCCCCAAGGGGUCGACAAGGGCGCUUCCCGGAAACAGUAGUUAAGAAGCUGCAUUUAGAACCACCCCCCCACCCCCCCACCCCAGGCCUGGAGGGUCAGCCAGGAGAGCGCUGGCUGAGCCCUGGCUGAGCCCGCGUCUGCAUCCCGUCCACCUCCACCGUAGCAGGUCCUGAGUCAAGGCCCCUGCUCUCCUUGCAGCUUCCUGGAACUGGCGGGAGGGGAAAAUGGAGGAGACAAGCCUGAGAAACAGGAGAGAGGAUGAGAGGUCCGUCCAGAGUAUCCAGAGUAAGGAACCCAAGACCACAAGUCUCCAGAAGGAGGGGCCCUGUGCUUUGCGGAGCUCGGUACGAUGAUCACCAAGUCGGGGGGCGAGUACCCUUACCUGAUGGAGGCCUUCGGGCCCAUCCCUGCCUACCUCUUUUCCUGGACCAGCCUGUUCGUCAUAAAGCCCACGUCCUUCGCCAUCAUCUGCCUCAGCUUCUCCGAGUAUGUUUGCACGCCCUUCUACUCAGGCUGCAAGCCCCCCGAAGUUGUCGUGAAAUGCCUGGCUGCCGCUGCCAUCUUGCUCAUCACCACGGUGAACUCGCUGAGCGUGCGGCUGGGGAGCUACGUCCAGAACGUGUUCACGGCGGCCAAGCUGGUGAUCGUGGCCAUCAUCAUCAUCAGCGGCCUGGUCCUCCUGGCCCAAGGAAUCAACUCAAUUACAUCACGGAAGAACUUAGAAACCCUUUCAGAAACCUGCCCUUGGCCAUAAUCAUCGGGAUCCCGCUGGUGACAGGCUGCUACAUUCUCAUGAACGUUGCCUACUUCACUGUGAUGACUCCCACCGAGCUCCUGCAGUCCCAGGCGGUGGCCGUGACUUUUGGCGACCGUGUUCUCUAUCCCGCCUCUUGGGUGGUCCCACUGUUUGUGGCCUUUUCCACCAUCGGUGCUGCCAAUGGGACCUGCUUCACGGCGGGCAGACUUGUGUACGUGGCGGGCCGAGAAGGCCAUAUGCUCAAAGUGCUCUCCUACAUCAGCGUCAAGCGUCUGACUCCAGCUCCUGCCAUCAUCUUUUAUGGUAUCAUAGCGACUAUUUAUAUCAUCCCUGGUGACAUCAACUCACUGGUCAAUUACUUCAGUUUUGCCGCAUGGCUGUUUUAUGGCCUGACGAUUCUGGGAUUGGUUGUGAUGAGGUUUACGAAGAAAGACCUGGAAAGGCCUAUCAAGGUGCCCAUUUUCAUCCCCAUCCUGGUGACCCUCAUAUCCGUGUUUCUGGUUGUGGCCCCAAUCGUCAGCCAACCUGCAUUGGAGUACCUCUACUGUGUAUUAUUUAUACUGAGUGGCCUUAUAUUUUACUUCCUUUUUGUCCACUAUAAGUUUGGAUGGGCUCAGAAAAUCUCAAGGCCCGUCACCAUGCAUCUCCAGAUGCUCAUGGAGGUGGUGCCGCCAGAGGAGACUCCAGAGUGACGAGCUCAGCCUCCCGGAGCAAAGUCCAAGCCACGACCAAUUUAUUUUUGUAAGCAAUAUUUGUUAUUUC
Molecule: messenger RNA, 1963 nt
Organism: Ailuropoda melanoleuca (giant panda)
Lineage: Eukaryota; Metazoa; Chordata; Mammalia; Carnivora; Ursidae
Gene: SLC7A9
Product: solute carrier family 7 member 9
Exons: 10
Coding region: 703-1893 (396 amino acids)
Biological process (GO): amino acid transmembrane transport; L-cystine transport
Cellular component (GO): membrane
Molecular function (GO): L-cystine transmembrane transporter activity; neutral L-amino acid transmembrane transporter activity
Source: RefSeq, a predicted model, not a curated record